AUGGCGCUGCUCUCCUGGAGCGAUACAGGAGGAACAGUGGAGGCUGGAGGCUUUGAGCAGGAGGUCUGCAUGCUGCUGAGCGGAGGAGCUGUUAAAGAAGAACCGAUUCCGGAUCAGGAGCAGUGGGAACAGGAGCUCCACCCCAUAAAGGAGGAGCCGGAGGCCAGGUUUCCAUUCACUGCUGCUCAUGUCAAGGAUGAAGAGGAUGAAGCGAAACCUUCGAUCUCUGAGCCUGAACCACAACCAGAAGGUGGAGCUUUUCCAAGCGGCGCCUCGGCGAAGCUUCUAAAGGCAGAAAUCAAAGAAGAGGACUGUGGAGCAGAAGAAUCCAACAGAAAACCAGAUCUAAACUCUCCUGGUGGCUUUUUCAGCUGCUUCAAGACUAAAGACCACGAAGAUGAAAAGAUUUAUAAUGUAAAUCAUCAUAAAACUCUCCUCAAACGCCUGCCAGAUACUGAAGCUGAAGACGGUGAGCCGUGGGAAAUAAUAGCGGACAGAUCUACUCAGGUUCGAGGGACGCGCAAAACGAGAUGGAAACAGGAAGAUGUAGAUUUAUGGAAGGAAGGUCAGAACUACCGCGAAGGUGAUGAUACUAUAAGCAGGAAUCAAAAUAAGCUGAAGGACUUAACAAUCCGGAAAAAGGACAAAUCUUUCAGUUGUGAAGCAUGUAGUAAAAUUUUUUCCUCAAAGUCAAACUUGAACAGACACACAAAGAGCCACACAGGAGAGAAACCCUUUGGUUGUGAUGUUUGUGGUAAAAGGCUAACCUCAAAGGAUGUUUUAGACAGACACAAGAAAAUCCACACGGGAGAGAAACCCUUUACUUGUGAUGUUUGUGGGAGGCGGUGGCCGUCAAAGACCGAUCUGAACAGACACCUGACCAGCCACACUGGAGAGAAGCUCUUCAGUUGUGCCUAUUGUGGUAAAAGACUCACUUCAAAAUCAAUUUUAGACAAACACGUGAGAAUCCACACAGGAGAAAAGCCCUUUGUUUGUGAUGCCUGUGGUAAAAGGUGCAUCUCCAAGUCGGCCUUAAACAGACACAUCAAAAGCCACUCGGAGGAGAAACUCUUUGGUUGUGAAGUUUGCAAGAAAAGUUUCCCCCUAAAGUCUGAGUUAAAUACGCACAUGAAAAUCCACUCGGGAGAGAAACCGUUUAGUUGUGAUGCUUGUGGCAAAAGAUUUUUUUUCAAGUCGGCAUUAAAUAAACACAUGCGAAUCCACACAGGAGAAAAACCCUUUGACUGUGAUGCUUGUGGCAAAAGAUUUGCCACAAAGUUCAUCUUAACGUGUCACAUGAGAAGCCACACAGGAGAGAAGCCAUAUGCUUGUGACGCUUGUGGCAAAGGAUGCACUUGGAAGUCAGAAUUAAUUAAACACAUGAGAAUCCACACAGGGGAGAAACCAUUCGCUUGUGAUGUCUGUGGUAAAAGAUUUACAUGCAAGUCAGACUUAAACAAACACUUGAGAGUUCACACAGGAGAGAAACCAUAUUGUUGCAAUGUUUGCGGGCAAAGAUUUAGCACCAAAUUGAUUUUAAACAGACACAUGAGAAUCCACACAGGAGAGAAACCCUUUGCUUGUGAUGCAUGUGGGGAAAGAUUUCUUUGCAAGACGCAACUCAAAAAACAUAGGAGCGUCCACACAGGAGAGAAACCCUUUGGUUGUUAGGAUUGAGGUAAAAGAUUUGCAUCAAGUUUAAUCAGAAAGACGAGACACACAAGAGAAACCAGCUCUUCUUCUUGAAUAUUUAUCUGUAAACUAUGGAAGAGGAUUAAGGCAACAGAAAAAAUUAAAAAAUUAACAGCUUAAAAAAGUUAGUUAUUUCAGUUUAAU
This is a messenger RNA of Cyprinodon tularosa, 1836 nucleotides long. RefSeq names its product gastrula zinc finger protein XlCGF57.1-like. Gene Ontology annotation, molecular function: DNA-binding transcription factor activity, RNA polymerase II-specific; RNA polymerase II transcription regulatory region sequence-specific DNA binding. Gene Ontology annotation, cellular component: nucleus. Gene Ontology annotation, biological process: regulation of transcription by RNA polymerase II. The transcript is spliced from 2 exons. Bases 1 to 1671 code for a protein of 556 amino acids. The record is from RefSeq and is a predicted model, not a curated record. NCBI's taxonomy places the organism in Eukaryota, Metazoa, Chordata, Actinopteri, Cyprinodontiformes, Cyprinodontidae.